Molecule: messenger RNA, 2684 nt
Organism: Corythoichthys intestinalis (scribbled pipefish)
Lineage: Eukaryota; Metazoa; Chordata; Actinopteri; Syngnathiformes; Syngnathidae
Product: matrix remodeling-associated protein 8-like
Exons: 12
Coding region: 163-1461 (432 amino acids)
Biological process (GO): cell adhesion; cell differentiation
Cellular component (GO): cell surface; membrane
Source: RefSeq, a predicted model, not a curated record
UUUGGUUAUGAGCAGACGUCUUUGCUGCAGCUGUGUUUCCAAAAACAUUGACGAGUCGUGUUGGUUGAUGGAUAAACGAGACUGAUUGCUUUUUUAUUAUUAUUAUUACUACACAGGAGAAUAAUUCGACAAGAGAACAGAUUUUUUAUCCAAAAAAGAGACAUGAAGAGCCACCGGGAGGACAUCAUUUUUCAGGCUUUGUUGUUAAUCCACAUUUCUGUCAUCCUCCUCUUCACUGCAGUGCAGGGCCAAUCGGAUAGCAGCAGUAUAGUACCCGGCUACAAUGUGAGCGCCCCGGCCGGCUCGGCCGUCACGUUGCAAUGCAUGAGUGGCCGCAUGGUGUGGACCAGGGACAACCUGAGAGACAGACAGAGGGUGGUCCACUGGGACGUGUACCGGCCUCACGUGGACAACAGCAUGGAGAGAAUAUUGGACAUGUACUCUGCAGGAGAGCAGAGGAUAUAUAACUCCUACAACCUGAAACGAGUUGGCCUUAGUCAGAGAGCCUUCAAGGAUGGGAACUUCUCCCUGGUCAUCAAAGAUGUGACGAUGAACGACAAAGGUCUGUACUCUUGCAAUCUCCACCAUCUCUACUGUCACAUAUACGAGACGGUCCGAGUGCAACUGAACGUCACCAAAUCACGUCGUAAAGAGCAGCGCUUCUGGGACGGCCACAAAGCGGUGUUCGUGGUUCUGCUGGGCAGCACCGCGGUGCUGCCGUGUGUCAACAGGAGGAACGUGUGGACAGACUGGAGCAACGAGGAGGAGGAUCAGCAGGUGGUCCACUGGGACCGUCAAUCUCCUGGAAUCCACCACGAUCGCGCCGACCGCUUGGUGGACCUGUACGCCUCUGGAGAACAGCGUAGCUACGGACCCUUGUUCCUCAGAAGAAAGAUGAACAUCAGCAACCAGGCCUUUACGGAGGGAGACUUCUCACUCACCAUAUCUGACUUGCAGGCCACUGACCAGGGGAUGUACUCAUGUCACCUUCAUCAUCAUUACUGUGGUUUGCAUGAGAGGAGACAAUUCCAGGUCACCGUGGAACCGCCGGUGAUUCACGCUACCGUCCCAGCCAAAGCACUGCCCAGUGCAGACAAAGAUGUUAUUAAAGCAGAGUCGCCACGGGUUAUCAAUGUCGUGAUUCCCGAACAAAGACAUAACUUUCUCUUGCCUCUGGGAUUCGUCCUCACCGCCUUCCUCCUCCUGGCGUUUGUCGUUCUCAUCAUCAUCCUCAUCACACGCAGACGUAAAACAGAGUUGUAUUCAGUGGAAUCAACCAGGUCCAACAGAAGUCACAGCAGCUCGGAGGAGUUUGAGAUGGAGGUCACAGAGGCGGCGCUGCCCAUCAGGGAGCUGGAUGACAGACUUGACUACAAAAACAACCUGCUGAAAGAGGUCAACAUGAACACUUCCAGAAAAGUCAUUGAUCUGGAUGAAGAGAUGCAGAAGUGCCGCAAGUGAGAGAAAUGACUUUAGGGUCACUGGCUGGUCCAGAGGCUGUUCAAUGCCGGGGAUUCUGACGACACAGAUGUGUGGCAAAAAUGACUCCAUCCAAACCACACAUAAAAACAAGCCUUCUUGUUUUCUAAAGGCACAAAAUGUUCGAUUCAUCAUGCCAUGUUACUACAAACUGCAACAGUGCCAUCUUUCUGUUAUUAAAUGUAAGUGCAGUACUGUAUUUGAAAAGGCACCUGACUAAGUUGUAAAGUACUGAAUGAACGUUUCUGUUACAGCUUUGAAAUAUGUCACUUAACGUUCUGCUGUUGUUUUCUGACACGUAUCGGAACUAAAGCAACACUGAACUUGCUUUAACAUAUAGUAGCAAAAGUCAAUACUGUACUGUACACGUCUCAUGCGUCAGUAUGAAUAAAUGUAGUGAUGUAUAUAGUCCAAACGACAUAACAGGACAUGGCGUCAUGAGGACCUCAUAUCGUCACAUGUUGGUCAGAAAGUAAAUGUACAAGCUUAUGCUCUUACGGGUCACAGUUUAGCAUAUCAGCUAUCUUACUGUGACCCCUAGAUGUCUCCAAACAAGCAUGUUUGGUGGAAGCGAACUGUUUAAUCUAUAUGAAACAGUGGUGGAUCUGCUAGCAGGGCCAAGAACCAAUAGUAGUAUAUUUUGCCACGUGGCAUUUUUUGGUAGGUAUAUGGCAUCUUUUUGGGGUAUAUGGCAGUUUUGCAGGCCAUGCACGUCCAAAUUUUAUAUUCGUGGUCAAAAAUCAAAGCAUUUAAAAUGAAUGGAAAAUUUGGACGUGCAUAGUCGUCAAUGGCAUAGCCUGGCUUGGGUGUCUGUUGAAUGUCAAUGCGGUGUAAUGGUAAGUGGGUGGCCAAAAAUUACAGCCACACGUUUUUCUGCCACUUAAAAAUAAAUGGAAAAAAGGCAUGGAUGUGCAUGGCCUGCAAAACUGCCAUAUACCCUCAAAAAAUGCCAUAUAACCAUCCAAAAAAUGCUACAAACCAAAAUCCAUUUUGCCAAAUACCCCCCAAAUAACGCCACGUCAAAAUCCAUUUUGCCUCAUGAGAAAAAAAAUGGCACAUGGCAAUGCCAUUUAAAAUGAAUGGAAAAAAAGACAUUGAUGUGUAUGGCCUGCAAAACUGCCAUAUACCCCCCAAAAAUGCCAUAUAACUCCCCCAAAAAUGCCACAAACCAAAAUCCAUUUUGCCACAUACCCCCCCCCCCCCCC